GACCAUGAACACAACGCCCACCUCCCGUCCCUCUCUGUGUCAGCCCAGGAGGCGCGCCGCCUUGCUGUGGGCGUGGCUGUGGGCGUUAGCUAUCACUGAGUUCGGGGCGCUGGCCGAGUGCCCCAAAGUGUGCGAGUGUAAGUGGCGGGACGGGAAGGAAGUGGUAGCCUGCAGGGACGCACAUUUUAUCGAUAUUCCUCGAGGACUCGAUCCCUCGACACAAGUCCUUGACCUCCGACACAACAACCUGAGGAUCCUUCCACGAGACUCCUUCGUCUACACCGGCCUCGUUAACUUGCAAAAAGUUUGGCUCAACUUUUGCAACCUCAUGAGGCUUGAGAAGGGAGCAUUCAGGAUGUUGAACAACGUUGUUGAACUUGACCUGAGCAACAAUCUCUUGAGAGCGGUGCCCUCUGACGCCCUCAUGGACAUGGGUGGCCUGAGAGAGCUGCGCCUCGCUCACAACAGUCUCACAGUCAUCCCAGCCCUAGCUUUCGUGCCUACACCCGAGCUAGUCCACCUCGAUAUUAGCCACAACAGCAUCGCCGCUAUCGAAGAGGGAGCACUGAUGGCGCUCUCCAGACUUGAAGUCCUGAAUUUGUCUGAUAACAAAAUGACAACAAUGGACGCCAGCGACCUCAUCUCGCUAGCGGUUCUGCGGGUCUUGCAGCUCGAGGGAAAUCCGUGGCACUGUGACUGCCAUCUACGACCGCUACGCAAAUGGAUGCAGGAACACAAUUUAGCGGCGUCGGUGCCCGCCGUGUGUACCCAUCCCAGAUGGCUAGCUGGUCGUGACUGGCAGCUUCUGGACGAAGAAGAGUUUGUCUGCGCACCGCUGGUGACGGCGGUAGCGCCGAGAGUGCUCGCUGCCGAAGGAGAAAACGUCUCGUUGGGUUGUCGGGUGGAGUCUGAAGUGGAGACAGUUGUCACAUGGUUGGUGGGGGACAGUCUCCUGCAGAACACAAGCGAGGUGCAGCGCUACACUGUAGUCGAACUCAUGGGGCCCUACUAUUCCUCGUAUAUUUCUAACCUAACCAUUACGGACGUGGUGCCGCUGGACCAAGGGACGUACCGCUGCGUAGCAGAGAACAGAGCAGGGCGCAGGGAGGUCAACUUAACGCUGCAGGUGUCGCACGAGGUUGCCGAGGUGCGCGUCGCAAACGUCGAUGACACCUACAUGAAGAGUGGUGUCCUCGGCGGAAUAUUUAUUCUCGUGUGCAUCCUGCUUAUCGUGUGUCUCCUCAUAUAUUGUAAAGUUCGCAAGCGCCCACCACAACAGGAAGAUGAUAAGCUUGUAACACCUCAGACGUCUCGGGGCUCGGAGAGUACGGAGCCCCACAAGUUGGCUGGGUACCAUAUAGUCCCCACAAACGAGCUGGAAGACCCUCAGCCCUCAGUGCGUAGAUCCCAACAAACACAGGCCUCAUGGAUGCUCCGAGAGGCGCCCUUGGACGACUUCCCCUCCAGCAAGAGUCUGGAGGCUGCCGCAGAAGGGCAAAGACAGGAGACCAUGGAGGUACCCGUCACCUUGCCCACAACGACGCCGAGCAGCGUCUCCUAUGUAGAAAUUCCAAAAUCUGGCGUCGGGGCAGCGAGAACGACCCUGGAAGAUCCUACUAGAUGGAAGGAUCAUCUCUUCUAUCACGGAAGGGACGCACUCUUCUACAGGAUGUGCGGCCGAUCGGCAUCCCAGUCGUCCAUGGGAGCCAGCAGCAACGGUGGCCAAUAUCCUGACCUGCUGGACCUGCCUCGCUCGCAAGACUUGCAACAACACCAGGUCACCAGCCUGCCGCUGCAUGCACUCAACCCGUCCUACUGCACCUUGCCCAGAACGAGAGCCAGGGUGAACAGCGAUGCUUGCCUCAGGGGAGAGCUACACGAGGCAGCAGCAAGGUUGGUCAGCAACCCUGACAACACCACCACAACAGCACCUCCUCAGGACGCCUCCUACAGGAGCCAGUGCGGGAGCGGAGAAGGUGCGGCGGGGUGCGGCCAGCUUCCUGCGGACCCGUACCGCUUCGAGUACCACGCGGCGCAGCUGGAGAAGUUCCUGCGCGAGUACCGCUGCCUUCAGCAGCAGCUCAUCCACAUGAAGCAGUCGUACGAGGCUCAGCACCACCCUGGCUCAGCACCCAGAUUGGACUACCAUCCAGAGACACAUGGAGGAAUGGGUGCUGCUCCUCCACCUCCUCUUCCGCAAAUCGGGUCCUUCCAACACCUCCUUGGGACUCAUCCACCUCCUCUGGAGGUCCUACCGCCUCCUCUAGAUGCCAUACCACCUCCUCUAGAGAUUAUUCCUCCCCCUCCUCCCCCUGUAGUAGCCGGUCUACCAGCAGUCCCUGCGUCGCUGCCUCCGUCUGCAGCACGAACAACAGUGUCUUCCACCAAGCCUUCCUCUGUUAAAGUCCAGAAGUCCUAUGGUGGGAGUCCGCAGUCCUACACCGAAGUCUCGGCGAUGCAGGCACAUGCCGCAGCCUCCUCCGAACCUCUAAAGUCCAUCCUUAAGAAAACUCCUGAAGCAGGGAAGCAGCAGCAGCGACAACAGAAGCUAAGGAAGAACUCAAGUACAUCGCAGAUAGAGGACCCAGCCGGGUGCACGGCAGAUCAUCCCCACCACCAGUAGCACCUGCAGUGCUGAAGUACCACAACUCAAGACGAAGGCGCACCCGAAGUGACUACUCAAGACUGCCGGGGACCUCGACACCGUGGGUCAGUGGCCCUGGAGACUGUGGGUCAGUGGCCCUGGAGACUGUGGGUCAGUGGCCCUGGAAACUGUGGGUCAGUGGCCCUGGAGACUGUGGGUCAGUGGCCCUCGAGACUGUGGGUCAGUGGCCCUGGAGACUGUGGGUCAGUGGCCCUGGAGACUGUGGGUCAGUGACCCUCGAGACCGUGGGUCAGUGGGCUUCGAGACCGUGGGUCACUUGCCCUCGAGAUCGUAGGUCACUGGCCCUGGAGAUCGUGGGUCAGUGGGCCUUGAGACCGUGGGUCAGUGAACCACGAGACCGUGGAUCAGUAAACCUCGAGACAGUGGGCCAGUGGCCCUCGACACCGUGCGUCAAUGGCCCUUGAGACUGUGAGUCAGUGGCCCGCGGGAACAGUUUACUACGUUGGAGUGUAUUCCGAGAGGCGGACAGAUGCAGGGAUGCUCUACGACCAUGGCAUCCUUCGCAAACAUAGCCACGACAGCCGCAAUAACCACGGCAACCGCGUCAACCAACGUCAGCCAUAACAACCACUUAAACCAUGGCUAGAGAUGAGAGCCACUACAUCUCAGAAGCCAAGCUCUUCCUCUCUCUCUCUCUCACUGGCUAAACAGUCACCUCCGUAAGAAGCCACAAGAAGACGAACCUUCAGCACUGAGGGUCAGUGAGCCACUGAUGUCACUGCUGAUCGCUGACAUAUUCAAGGUCCGUCUGUAAGGUGACAUCAGACGUUCAAUGGCAAAACUGAAGCACAUGUCUUGGCAGCAGUUUCAUCCAUUGUCCUUUAACUGUGAGUCUCCUGCCAUGGAGACUGUGCUAGGCUCGUUCUCCCCCUAUCUUUGUACUGAACCAGUGACCUGAAGAAUGAUUCACUGACCUGAAGAAUGAUUCACUGACCUGAAAGCUGACUCACUGACCUGAAGAAUGAACCACUGGCCUGAAAACUGACUCACUGACCUGAAGAAUGGUUCACUGACCUGAAAACUGACUCACUGACCUGAAGAAUGAUUCACUGACCUGAAGAAUGAUUCACCUAUCUGAAGAAUAACCCACUGAUGUAAACAAAGACAGUGGAGUUUUUUCAACAUACUCACAACAUACGUUAGCCACCAACAUGCUGAUAUAUGCGUAAACACUGACAGUUGUGUCGCGAUGUUGGGGCGGGAUGCAGCCCAAGGCGCCAUGAUAGGAUGUACCCACUUUGUGUAUAUAUUUGUACAUAUAUAUAUUUUUUUGUCCCUAGCGAUGAGUGUUUGACGUGGCAGAAGAUUCAUGGAUAAUGUCCAGUGUGUGUGUGUGUGUGUAGUAGUGGCGAAAAAAUGUUCAUGUGAAGCUUACAGACUGUCCGAAAUAUUUUUUCGAUUCUCUUCACCGAGUGAAAAAAAAAAAGACAGUGGAUCCCAAAAAAAUCCCAUUUGUUAGUUAUUACAAGUCUAAAUAAAUGAUAUAU
This is a messenger RNA of Cherax quadricarinatus, 4152 nucleotides long. The record is from RefSeq and is a predicted model, not a curated record. Lineage: Eukaryota; Metazoa; Arthropoda; Malacostraca; Decapoda; Parastacidae.